CUCGCCGGAGAGGCAAAGUAGGACACACAGCUCAGAUGGAGAACAGAAAUCUCCGAGUGAUUAAUGAAUUCCAGCUCUAGGUCGGAUUCUCAGUUUUACAAUGUUCGGCUCAUCUCGCGGUGGCGUCCGCGGAGGACAAGACCAGUUCAAUUGGGAGGAUGUGAAAAGUGAUAAACAACGGGAGAACUAUUUGGGGAACUCACUUAUGGCCCCAGUGGGAAGGUGGCAAAAGGGCAAAGAUCUGACGUGGUAUGCAAAGCAGAAAUCUGGUGCAGGACAGAUGUCAAGAGAAGAGGAACUGGCUGCAGUGAAACAGGCAGAAGAGGAGGCGAUGAUGGCUGCACUAGGUUACAAGAGCAUAAAACGUAAGCCCACGGGUCUCAGCAAAGAGGAAUUCGCUGACAUCUGCAAACGUGAAGGGUCUGAACGAGAUGAAAAGGAUGUAGACAGAGUCCUAGGCUUGGGAAGCUCGAGCACGAACUCCAGCCGACUCAUGCUUUCCAAAGAAGACGUAGAGGCAACAAAAAUGGGCUUCUCCAUCUUUACCCAUCAGAAAACUGGAAAUGGCCAAGAAAUUGUGACUGAGAAACAGAAGCCUGAAGCAGCUGAGGAACAAAAGAAAAGCAGAUCUGAACAUAAAAAAGCCAAGAAAGAGAAGAAGAAAAAGAAACACAAAGGAAAGAAAAAGCUGAAGAAGGAGAGACGUCACAGGGCCGACUCAACUUCCUCUUCGUCUUCUUCUGAUGACCGAGAGAGGUGGAGAAAAGACGGCCCCCCCACAAGCCAUCCAUCAUCGUCUAGGCAGAUUGGAGCCGGCAGGCAUGACAGGCAUUCAUCAGAGGAGAGGGACAGACCAAGACCUCGCAGUGAUCGCUACCCUGACACCCAUUCUUCCAGAGAGGGCUCUCCUCGCCGGCUGGCACGACCCCCCACAAGGACAAGAAGUCCAAACAGUGACCAUAGGCGCUCACCUCCCCGAAGAAGGAGGAGGUCACAGUCUCCACGUGAAGCCAAGCGGCGGCACGACACUGACUCAGACGAUUAAUUGCAACAAGCGCACAAUUGGGUGUUUAUCGGACUUGGGGGGGCUCGGACCACCGUCUGCUAUAGAUUUGUGACCCCACGACCAAGGGUUAUGUAGAGUCCAUCAAAGUGUUCUCAGUACUUUCAGGAGUGGAAAUCUAUGGGGACAUUUACAGUUCUCAAAGUCCCAUGAUCACCCAGUUUUAAUGUGCUGUUAUAUUGAACCAGCUGUGAAUGAACUGGAGUUAACAAUGUAUAAUAGACAUUUCCAAAAUAUUAACAGAUUCAUGCGCUCCCGAAAAGGCUUUUUCAGUAUUUCUUGGUUGAAUAGUUAUUUUUUUAUCCAGAGAAAAUGUAAAGAGUUUGACUACUUGGAUAAGUGAGCGCUGGGGUAGUUUAGUGUCAAUGAUUGAGCGUUUUUCUUAGUUCACUAUAGGGGCUUUUGGGAGUGUGCCUGUAGAGUGGCAGCUUUUUACCCUAAUACUCACACCUGCUGUGUCCACUUUUAGAAUGUAUUUCUAAUGAUGGAGCGUUGACUCCUUCCUCCUGCUGCUGUCACACGUAUUGCAGGGCAUUUAUUGGAAGCACAAAAAUGGUAAUCGGUGCAAGAAAACGUCUGAGUUACAGAGACUCGGCAGGGAACUUAAUCAUAAGCUUAUGAGAGGUUGCUGCUCUCAAACUGUGAUAAAUCUGAUAUAUUUCAUGUUUUGCCAUUGAAGGCGAUGUUGGAUUUUUUUAGAGUCUCAUUGCUUAUUCCCAGACCAGUGACAAUGCCCAUUCACACACUGAGCAUUCCAGGCCCAGUUUAUACAGGUUUCUAUAGCCCAGGAAUUAGUUCUGCAUGGACUGAUUGAUUAGAUGUUCCUUGAAGAUAUUUUGUAGUGCAGUAGAUGAUAACGUGGGGGUAGGGAGGAUGAUUCUUAUCAUCUUGCUGCUCUAUUUAACUUGUCACCCGUGCCCGAUGCACCCCACACUUCACAGAAAAGGUUAACACAAGUCACCAAUGACAGAAAAUGCUAUAGCCACACUCAUUUUAAAGGGCAGAAGACCUUUUUAUACACGUGGUUGCAAGGUUCCAAAAGAUAUCAUUCCAGUAAGUGGUUGUAGAUUUAUUUUUUUAUAGUUUAAA
Pelobates fuscus (common spadefoot toad) is the source of this 2152-nucleotide messenger RNA. It is a transcript of the gene C4H1orf35, whose product is annotated as chromosome 4 C1orf35 homolog. The record is from RefSeq and is a predicted model, not a curated record. The coding region runs from base 101 to 1045 and encodes 314 amino acids. The transcript has 9 exons. NCBI's taxonomy places the organism in Eukaryota, Metazoa, Chordata, Amphibia, Anura, Pelobatidae.